UAUUCUACCUGUUCCCUGGCCCUGAUGAUGAAAAAUCAAAAAUCUAUUUCAAAGGAAGAUUCAACUCAAAGAUUAUCUGGAAUGCGGAUUUGAUGAUUUGGGAGUUAAUUCAUCUUCAGUUUGGGACAUUUAGAGGAUUCUUGUUCGAUGAUACAGAACGAAACUACCCUGUUGGAAGAUAUUUGUGGAAUAUAUCUGACCCUGAUUGCUUCAAUACAAUACAGUAUCAACAAGUUUAUCUUACAUUAACCAGGUGUAGCACUGUGGAGUUUACGUGUGAUGAUGGAACCUGUAUUCCUCUGGUAAACAGAUGUAAUAUUACUCCAGACUGUCCAGACAACUCAGAUGAAGUAGGUUGCAGAUCUAUCAUCCAAGAAGAGAGUUAUGAUCCGUUCCUCCCAGCUCCAAGUGGGGUUACAAAUGAACCUCUUCCUGUUGAACUGGACCUUGGUAUCCUCGUGGAUAAGAUCAUCAUGAAGGAUCUUCUACUCACGAUCAUGAUCAAGAUCCAGGUGAAUUGGAAGGAUAAACGGAUAACUUUUCAAAACCUUCGAGAUGAUCCUUAUCAGAACAUUUUAACUGAUGAAGAAGUAAAAUUACUUUGGAAGCCCACAGUGUACUUUGACAAUGCGAAGAAUGGACAAACAGUUCAAGAAAAUACAAUUAGGCUCCUUGCAGUAAAGAAAGGAAGCGAGAUUCCAUUUCAAGAUAGUUAUGCAGUUGAAGAAGCAAGAUACGAUGGAGCAAACAAUUUUAUUAAUAUGACAAUAAGGUUUUAUGCUGAAUAUUUUUGUGAUUUUGAUCUUACCUACUUUCCAUUUGAUGUACAGAAAUGCUUUAUGGAUUUCAAGCUGAGGACAGCCACUAAAAAAUUUGUAAAGCUGAAUAUGGGAAGAAUUAACUAUGAAGGUUCCAAGAAAAUGGUAGAAUUUUCAAUCAUCAAUAUUUCUACAAUAGAUUUAGAUGCAGACAAUAGACGUUCAACUCAGAGACUUGUUAUUCUAUUUGAACGUGAUUACUUUUACUACAUGACUCAAUCUUUCCUGACCACAUUUGUUCUUGGUAUGCUAGCUUACUCCACCUUCUUCAUCAAUAUAGAUGACUUUAAUGAUAGAUUUAUGGGAUCUCUUACAGCUCUACUUGUCCUAGCCACGUUAACCUCAGUAUAUACUGCUGAUCUACCCAAAACCUCAUAUUUCAAGGUUAUCGAUAUCUGGCUCCAGUUCUUUGUUAUCAGUACUGCAGUCAAUAUAUCAGUUCACGUUAUUGUUGAUAACCUCAGGAAGAAGGAAACCAAGGAAAAUGACGAGCUCGGAAAAUUCCAGAAGGUUUUUGAUGACGCCAAAAAGAAGGAUUUGAUUCGAGUUAAGCGAUCAAAGAUGGUUACUGCACGAAGAGUUAACAGUUGCUUCAUCAUUUUCUUUCCGAUCAUUUUGAUAUUGUUUACGAUCUUUAUGCUUAUUUAUGUAAUGAGAGCUCCAGAAGUAUCUGUUUACAACUAGAAUAAUCCUUUAUUACUCAUCAUCAAUUGAUUUUCCCUUUUUUUUCAGAAGAAUGCAUUUUUAAUCUUGGGAGAAAAUCUUAAUAAACUCGUUUAUCUAA
Messenger RNA from Eurytemora carolleeae, 1602 nucleotides. Its product is annotated as glycine receptor subunit alpha-2. Gene Ontology annotation, biological process: nervous system process; regulation of membrane potential; chemical synaptic transmission. The coding region runs from base 93 to 1502 and encodes 469 amino acids. Lineage: Eukaryota; Metazoa; Arthropoda; Copepoda; Calanoida; Temoridae. Gene Ontology annotation, cellular component: neuron projection; synapse; membrane. The record is from RefSeq and is a predicted model, not a curated record. The transcript has 15 exons. Gene Ontology annotation, molecular function: neurotransmitter receptor activity; transmembrane signaling receptor activity; extracellular ligand-gated monoatomic ion channel activity.